GAAAUUUGCACAAUUUCUGCUAACCUGAAUGUCUCUGCCUAGUAUCUUUUGACCACUUUUACUCGGUGCAUUGUGCGCAACAGUAAGUGGCUUUCAGGGGACAUUCUUGGAGCGGCUGAUCGUUAUGCCAUUGUCGUCUCGCGUGUCCACCAAUAAUACCGAAAACGCCACAAACAAGGCUGGUGUUUACCGCUCAUUUCACGUCGUUAGAUGUUCGGCCAAGUUACCUGCACGAGCGUGACGCGAUACGUAAAGACAGCACAUCUCCCACUAUGCGGCCGCGUCCCUGAUCUAACGACGUCCUGUCCAAGAUUCCAGUUUCACUAACUCAGGCCUCCGAAUUGACCUCUUCGGUUCAAUCCGACCUUCCAGCACUGACAUGUCUUCAUAUUGAAGCUUGCGCCUCACCUCAUUCCUUCGUCACUCGUUUCUGGCCUUCGCUUCACUAUUAUCCUUUAUACGACCUCUACGAAUCUCACGCUAUCUAUACUAUAACUUUUAACACCAUGGCUGUCAUAUGGGAGAAGGCACAACAAGCCUUUCUUACACUUUGGGACAUCGAUCGCGAAUUUCAGAAUGCGCACGAAGCAUACGAACAAUGGCAGGCUCGGAAUCGGCGCAAGAGGUCGUCUUGGGCCUGUCUCGGCGUAAAAAAUCACGAAGAUGCACUGGGAAAAGCAUUGAGUCUGGGACGAGAAGUGCAGCGAGUCAUGGAGAGGGGGGCAGACUUGUACGGAUCACGAUUCGAGCAGGGCGACUCAACAUGCCACACCAUCCUCAAUGCACAACUUCUUCGCGUACAAUACGAAGUCAGGCAAACCCUCUACGAUACUGCCCUUCACACGACACGUAUUUCUUUACCUCAUGACGACCUUAUCACGACCGCCAAAAGCAUUCGACGCACAGUCCUCCACGCACUAGAAGACCAGAUCGCUCGUUUCGACUCGCGAGAAUUUGUGCCUAUGCUUCCACCACCCCGCUUCAAAGUCGAUUAUUGCCCAUUCGCCGAUCAAUUACGGAACGACCUAAAAGCAACCAAAUCGAGCAACCUACGAGCGCGGAAACUACGGCCAGAACAUCGUCACGACGACCGAGAAUUGUGCCCGCACUGCGACGCAUGCAUUUCUGUAACAUCGCAUUCUGGACUACCAGCCUACCGGGGCAUAUUAUUCACAUCACACGUUGCUCGAGAUCCGCUUGCCAAAGAUGAUCAGACCACAUUCGCCUGCAAUAGCUGUUACAAGACCUUCACGGACUCUUAUGCAUUCCUGGACCACAUCUUCCAGAAACAAAUCGGCAGUAACCGAAGUUGCUUGAAACGAACAAGUUCGCAUUUUACACUCUACCAAAAGGAAUACAUGGAAAGCGAUCCGUCUAUUGUGAAACAGUGCCUCAAGAACUGCUUGAAGAGAGAGCUCAACAGAGUACGAAAUGAGAAGACGAAGAGCACGAUCCGGGUGGUACAAUCGGACAUUCAUCCGAGCAUGCGUAGCUCGACUACAACGAUUUGA
Parastagonospora nodorum SN15 is the source of this 1511-nucleotide messenger RNA. RefSeq lists its product as hypothetical. The transcript has 2 exons. Lineage: Eukaryota; Fungi; Ascomycota; Dothideomycetes; Pleosporales; Phaeosphaeriaceae. The record is from RefSeq and is a predicted model, not a curated record. The coding region runs from base 507 to 1511 and encodes 334 amino acids.